Messenger RNA from Chlamydomonas reinhardtii, 1684 nucleotides. RefSeq lists its product as uncharacterized. The coding region runs from base 83 to 958 and encodes 291 amino acids. Gene Ontology annotation, molecular function: 2 iron, 2 sulfur cluster binding; electron transfer activity. The record is from RefSeq and is a predicted model, not a curated record. Gene Ontology annotation, biological process: aerobic respiration; tricarboxylic acid cycle; respiratory electron transport chain. NCBI's taxonomy places the organism in Eukaryota, Viridiplantae, Chlorophyta, Chlorophyceae, Chlamydomonadales, Chlamydomonadaceae. The transcript is spliced from 5 exons.
UUGCAUACUGUAAUUAGACGGUACACGCUUACUUGUAGAGCAUCUACCAAAUUGUAGGGUGCUUUGCGGGCACGACUCCGACAUGCUUCCGUCCUUGUUGACGAACGCGCGGCGGGGGGCCCAGGCUGCUCUGCAGCCCGGGUUCCUGUCUGCCUUUAUCAGCACCACUAGUGAGAGCUUGAAUGCCGCAGCCACUGCCACGGCUAGCAAGCCCGCACCCAGCCGGCCCCCGCUGGCCAAGCCCCCGCUCUACAAGGAGUUCCAAAUUUAUCGCUGGAAUCCCGACAGCGAUGAGAAGCCGAAGUACGCGUCCUACCAGGUGGAUAUCAACAACUGUGGGCCGAUGAUGCUGGACGUGCUGCUUAAAAUCAAGGAUGAGCAGGACCAGACGCUGUCGCUGCGUCGCUCGUGUCGCGAGGGUAUCUGCGGCUCCUGCGCCAUGAACAUCGACGGAAGCAACACGCUGGCCUGCCUGUGCAAGGUCAACCGCGACCCGGGGCACGUGGGCAAGGUGGCGCCGCUGCCGCACAUGUUCGUGGUGAAGGACCUUGUGGUGGACAUGGCCAACUUCUACGCCCAGUACAAGUCCAUCAAGCCCUACCUGCAGAAGAAGGAGGCGGCCAAGGGCCAGGAGUUUUACCAGUCCAAGGAGUCGCGCGCCAAGCUGGACGGUCUGUACGAGUGCAUCCUGUGCGCCUGCUGCUCCACCUCCUGCCCCAGCUACUGGUGGAACAGCGACAAGUACCUGGGGCCUGCAGUGCUGCUGGCCGCGUACCGCUGGAUCAUUGACAGCCGCGACGACAUGACGUCUGAGCGCAUGAAGGAGGUGGACGACGCCUACAAGCUCUACCGCUGCAAGACCAUCAUGAACUGCGCCACGGUGUGCCCCAAGGGCCUGAACCCCGGCAAGGCCAUCAACAAGAUCAAGCAGUCUCUGGCCAAGGGCAGCCCCGUAUAAGCCCGCAGCUGGAGGAGCAGCAGCACCGGGUGGAGCUGCAACACCAGAGCUGCGGGUGCAGCAGCGGGUGCAGGUGCAGCCGCCGUAAGGCGCAUCAGAAGUCGAGAGCCACGCGAAGCGGGAGCAUGCAUGGAGGUGGCGGUGUGUUGAGGGCAUGGAAGUGUGGCUUGAGUGGUUGUAGCCGUGGCUGGUCUCGUCAGCAGCCGCUGUGGCGGCGGCUGACAGAGGUUAGCCCGGCCAUGGUCGCGGAGCGCCUGCGUGCAUGGUCUUGGGGGAUUUGCAAGCAGCAAACAUGUAUUCUUUUGUAGUGCUGUCUUAAUGGACAACCGGCUUAUUUCCCUGCGAGAGUGUGAUUGCGUGUGUGGGCGUCGUACCGUAUGUGAACGGGUAGGUGAGGUUGCAGCGUGGAUGAUUUCGAAGGAGGCAGGUACGUGAGUUGUGUACCGUGUGCAUAGGUGCCCUUUACGCGUGUGGCGGAGUAUUGUCCGGCCUAAACCGCGGGGUGGAUGUUAGGUUGUGGUAAAGCUGACCGAUUGCACAUACAGCAGGCAGGUCCAAGCCAGCCGGAGUGAGGCGUUCCUGUCGGCGCUGUGCUGCGGAAGGCGGACAUUAGAGCUGUAACGCUCAUUCGCGUGGUACGGGUACUGGCCUACCGGUAGCCACACGGAUACGAAAGGCAGGGGUCUGAGGGUGCCCCUGCCGGAAGUACGUAACGAUGCGCGGCGC